AUGACCUCUCUCGUUGCUUCCAACGCAAGUACGUUGAAUUUCUCCGGCCAGUGUAGGGCGCUGUGCCAGAAUAUGAACUAACAAGCCAUGAUUCUAGCUACCUGCAAGUUAUUCUCCCGCUCACGGCCUGCGGGCUCUCUCUAGUUCUCAUCGUGCUUCGCGUUGCAUACGGUUAUCUAUUUUCUCGCAGAGGGGUUUCAUACAAGAUCUUGGUGAAUAACGAAGAAGAUGAGGAUACGGCAACCACGGCUAUCGGGGACGAUGAGGAAGGGGAAACAGAUCCAAUGCUGAGUAAAGCAACGCAAAGCGAGGUGCCUCACUUCGAAGUGGAUCGCCCACGGGGCGAGAUUGCCAUUCUAUCUCUGGAAAUCCUCGCGCUUGCGGGAGAAGUGGCCGUCUUUGUGGCUGUUCUAUCUACAGAUGCUUGGGGUCGUCAGGGCUCUCUCCCGGCCAUUGCGAAGCUAGUUUCAUGGUCCUAUAUAUUAUUCCUGGCAUUGGUCCGGCUGCUCCUAUCGACGCUGGACCUCCACUCUUCUCCUCGGCUCUGGAACCAUACUGCGGCUUUGUAUGGGCUGCAAUGGCUGUUUACCGUCUUCAUUUUCCGAUCUGCCGUCAUCCACCCACUUUCCAAGCGCGCCUUGACCUUCAGUUCGAUUGAAUUCGCCUUGUCGACUCUCCUUUUGCUGGUUGCAGUGACCACCCGCAGAGGGAACAAGUCUGUCCUCGUUUCGCAUGAGGACGGCCUGGAGCCCGCGAGACAUCCCACGGCCAGCUUGCUCUCGCUUGCUACCUUCGGAUGGCUGGACCCCUUGAUCCUCAAGGGCUACAGACAGCCCCUGGAACUCGACGAUGUCUGGGACUUGACUGCGUCUCAAAAAGCCGCCACGGUGCUGGAGGACUUCCGACGCAGGCACUAUCAAGGUGCUCUCUGGUGGAAGUUGGCCCGUUACUUCUACGGUACGCUUCUUUACCAGGGCGCCUGGACGAUCUUCUCAAACUGCUUCACGUAUCUGCCCACUAUCUUGCUUAGAGCGAUCCUUCAGUAUGUCGAGGAUCCACGAUCGACCACAGCAAAUGCAGCCUGGCUAUACGCCAUUCUUCUGUUCUGCUCCGGAGCCAUUCAAGGUAUUGCUGACGGACAAGCCCUUUGGAUUGGACGCAAACUCGGCGUCAAAGUCCGUGCCAUCAUCAUUGGCGAGAUCUACGCCAAGGCUCUGCGGAGAAAGGCUGGCUCAACUGUCGAAACCGCCCCUAAGAAGGCUUCUGAGGUGGAUGACGACAAGAAAAAGAAGGGUGGCCUGUUCUCCUUUGGUCGCAAGAACAAGAAGAAGGCGACUGCCGACCCUGAAACGAACGGCACCACAGCGAAAAAUUCCAAGGAAGCUGAUGAAAAACAAUUGGCUAACGUUGGUACUAUCAUCAACCUGAUGGCCAUUGACUCUUUCAAGGUUAGCGAAGUUGGCGCCUACCUGCACUUCCUCUGGGCCAGUGUGCCUACUCAGAUUAUCAUCGCUGUCACCCUUCUCUAUCGUCUACUGGGCCUGAGCUCCUUUGCUGGAAUCGUGAUCAUGGUGCUCAUGCUACCUGUGAACCUCAUCAUUGCCAAGCAGUUCUCAAAGGUUCAGAAACAGAUUCUGAAGGGAACCGAUGCUCGUAUCCACAGCACAAAUGAGAUUCUGCAAAACAUUCGGAUCAUCAAAUAUUUUGCGUGGGAGCAGCGUUUCCAGGAUAUUGUCAACGAAAAGCGCAAGACCGAAUUGAAGGCUCUCCGAUUCCGUUACAUCAUCUGGUCUUCAGCAGCUACCGUCUGGUACGGCACGCCAAUCCUGAUCACAUUUGCCUCGUUCUUCUUGUACACGGUGGUGGAAAAGAAACAAUUGACACCUUCAAUCGCGUUCCCCGCAUUGUCCAUGUUUUCUCUGCUGCGUGUGCCUUUGGAUCAGCUAGCAGAUAUGGUGGCACACGUGCAGGAAUCCAAAGUCUCGCUCGAUCGUGUGGAUGAAUACCUCAAUGAGGACGAGACUGAGAAGUAUCGUCUGCUUGAUCACGAGGAAUCGCCUGGGGAGCCAGCUAAGAUCGCACUGGAGAAGGCCACUCUCAGUUGGGGUGCCUCCAAGACGGGAUAUUCCGAUGACCCAUCGGACGACGCCAAGGACAAUUUCCGCCUGAUCAACAUGGAUGUGUCGUUCAAGGUCGGCAAGCUGAAUGUUAUCACCGGCGCUACUGGGUCUGGAAAGACGUCUUUGCUUAUGGCCUUGUUGGGUGAGAUGAAACUUCUGGAAGGAAGGGUCUAUCUCCCUGGCGGCACUGCGAAUCGCGCGGAACUUCCUGUGGAUCCGCAGACGGGUCUCAUCGAGAGUGUUGCGUACUGCGCACAGGAAGCCUGGCUUGUGAACGCUACCGUAAAGGAUAACAUUGUGUUUGCAUCUCCGUUCGACCAACGCCGGUACAAUGCUGUGAUCAAGGCAUGUGCUUUGGAGAGAGAUCUCCAGAUUCUCGACGCUGGUGAUCAGACUCUCGUGGGCGAAAAGGGCAUCAGCUUGUCAGGCGGUCAGAAGCAGCGGAUCUCCCUCGCCCGUGCGGUCUACAGCAGAGCUCGCCAUUUGCUCUUGGAUGAUUGUUUGAGUGCCGUAGACUCGCACACCGCCAAGCAUAUCUUCCGUCAGGCUCUGACUGGCCCUCUUAUGAUGAACCGAUCCUGCAUUCUUGUGACGCACAACGUUGCUCUCACGGUCCCUCAAGCAGAUUAUGUGCUUGUCCUCAACAACGGCAAGAUCGCAGCACAGGGCCCUCCGGAUGAGGUGGCUGCCUCGGGGGCCUUGGGUGAUGAGCUCCUCAAAUCUCGACCGACAUCCAGGGCAAGCACUCCGCGCCUUUCUCGCAGACCCUCUGAUGCCGAGGAACAACAAGACGAUAACCACGCGAAUGGCUCGGCAGUCAAUGGCACCACCGCGAAGAUCUCAGAAGGGAAAGACGACCCGUCCAAACUCAAUGAGUCUAAAACGACGGGCAGCAUCAAAUGGUCGACGAUUAAGAUGUAUCUGCUUUCAAUGGGCUCUUGGUCCUACUGGCUUGUCGCUGUUCUAGUGUUCUGUCUGCAACAGUUAGGAUCGGUCUCUACCAACAUCUGGAUCAGGCAAUGGGCGAACUCGUAUCAGACCCAGGGCGCUGGACAGGAGGAUGCUGGCGAUUAUGCGGCGGUGGCCAAUCUCAAAAUGCCCUCGUUCAAUGCUGGCGGUGUUCCCCGUACCUCGGUUUUCAGCGCACCCCAAUUCAGCACCCGCAAGAAUGACGGGGUUGACAACGAUGUGAACAUCACGUACUACCUUGGUGUUUACGCGCUGUUGGGUCUUUCCUUCGUCCUGAUCUCCCUGCUCAGAGAAGCCGUCCUUUUCUGGGGCUCUCUGCAUGCUUCGUUCACCAUCCAUCAACGUCUCUUGAGGUCCGUGAUUCAUGCUAAGUUCAAGUUCUUUGACUCGACUCCUCUCGGCCAAUUGAUGAACCGCUUCUCCAAGGAUGUCGAGGCCGUUGACCAGGAAGUUGCUCCUGUCGCCAUUGGCAUGCUUCACAGUCUCGCGUCUGUCAUCAUGAUCGUGAUACUGAUCUCGGUCAUCACCCCCGGAUUCUUGAUUGCUGGUAUCUUCAUCACGCUGAUCUAUGUCGCUCUUGGUGCUGUCUACGUGAACUCUUCUCGGGACUUGAAAAGACUGGAAUCUGUACAGAGAAGCCCGCUGUAUCAGCAAUUUGGCGAGACCUUGAAUGGUAUUGUGACCAUCCGUGCCUAUGGUGACGGACCGCGAUUCAUUGUUGAUAACCAUCGUCGGAUCAAUGCCUACAACCGUCCUCAUAUCUAUCUCUGGGCUAGCAACCGCUGGCUUGCCUUGCGUGUUGACGUCACUGGAGCUCUGGUCUCUUUCUUCACUGCUAUCUUCGUCCUUGCGAAUGUCGGGAAGGUUGAUGCCGGUGCUGCUGGACUUUCUUUGACAUAUGCGGUGACGUUCACCGACAACGUUCUUUGGCUCGUCCGGCUGUAUUCUGAAGUCCAACAGAACAUGAACUCGGUGGAGCGAGUCAAGGAGUACCUCGAUGUGGAACAAGAGGCUGAUGCUGUCAUUGCCGACUCCAGACCGCCGGCUCAGUGGCCCAGUGGCGGCUCGGUUGAGUUUGCCAACUAUACCACGCGGUACCGGUCUGACUUGGAUCCUGUUCUCCGGAAUGUUUCGUUCACGGUACAGCCUGGCGAGAAGGUGGGCAUUGUCGGUCGUACGGGUGCUGGAAAGAGCUCUCUUGCCCUUGCGCUGUUCCGCGGUCUUGAAGCCGAGAAAGGACGCAUCGUCAUCGACAACGUGGACAUCAGCAAGAUUGGUCUCCGCGACUUGCGUGAAGCGAUCACUAUCGUUCCUCAAGACCCUACUCUCUUCACGGGCACCAUCCGGACCAACCUCGAUCCCUUCAAUCUCUUCACCGACGAACAGAUCUUCACCGCCCUCCGGCGCGUCCAUUUGAUCGGCCCAGGAACCUCGGGCACUGCUACACCCACAACGACUAGCACUGUUGCGGAGCCCAGUGCAAAUGGUGUCACCAGCAGUACUGUCCUAGACAACAAGAACAUCUUCCUGAACCUGGAGACUGCCGUUUCCGAGUCCGGGUCCAACUUGUCUCAAGGCCAACGCCAGCUUCUAUGCCUUGCUCGUGCCCUCCUCAAGAACCCGAAGGUACUGAUGAUGGACGAGGCCACCGCGUCGAUUGAUUACAAUACCGACUCGAAGAUCCAGGAGACGCUACGCGAGCUCCGGGAGAGCACGAUCAUCACGAUCGCCCACCGCUUGCAAACCAUCAUUGACUACGACAAAGUGCUGGUGCUUGACCAUGGUCAGGUCAUAGAGUUCGAGCACCCGUGGACGCUGAUCAACCGCGAGGAUGGUCUCUUCCGCAGCAUGUGUGAGAACAGUGGAAAUAUGGAUGGUCUUCUGGAGGGUGCCAAGAGGGCCUGGGAGAGUAGGAGUGGGGACACCUCGACAUAGACUGCAUAUUAUUGAAUCAUGAGUCAUUUGCCGGGGAUGAUCAACAUUUUUCAUCACAUACAUACCACUGUUGUUCUUUUCAUUGUGAAUUUUUCCUGUGCACUGGGG
Messenger RNA from Aspergillus brunneoviolaceus CBS 621.78, 5132 nucleotides. Its product is annotated as putative ABC bile acid transporter. The transcript has a single exon. Gene Ontology annotation, biological process: transmembrane transport. Bases 285 to 5024 code for a protein of 1579 amino acids. The record is from RefSeq and is a predicted model, not a curated record. Lineage: Eukaryota; Fungi; Ascomycota; Eurotiomycetes; Eurotiales; Aspergillaceae. Gene Ontology annotation, molecular function: ATP hydrolysis activity; ABC-type peptide transporter activity; ATP binding. Gene Ontology annotation, cellular component: fungal-type vacuole membrane; fungal-type vacuole.